GCGUGUUACAAAUAUUGCGCGUGACUCGCCCUAAAAUCCAAGCGUGGCGAUGACUGUAGUGAACGCGCAUCGCGUGUUUGACGUCACUGAAGCGCCUUGGCUCUCCAGAGCCGCUGGUACUGCUGGUAAAAGAUGGAAAAAUAUGAUAGCUAUAUAACGAAUAACUAAGAGAAAAUGACCGUUUGUGUUCCUGAUUUCAAUUUGUCACACCAUUCUAUACAGACGCCGAAUUGACCUCUACAGGACAGACAAUAAGAUUGGUGACAUACGUUUGGAUCACUGGAAGGCAGCUUUAGUUGGAAGACAAAAUAUUACCGGUUGUUUCUUGUUGAAAUCUAAAGUCUACGAUUCAGUUACGAUUUUAACCAAACUAUUUAAGGAAACAUCAGUCAAGCUUUAGAUCUUCCAUUCCAAGAGUUCCAUUCUUCUAUUUAGCAGAAGAUGUAUGGCAGUGCCCGCUCUGUUGGCAGGGGGGAGGCCAACCACAGCGGUGGAAGAGAUGGAGGAAGUAGCACUAACCAGGGAUCUGGCCGUUCACCUCGCCUUCCUCGCUCCCCACGAAUGGGCCACCGUCGCACCAACAGUACAGGUGGUAGUGGAGGGGGCCCUGGAGGUCCUGGAGGAAAGACCCUUUCCAUGGAGAACAUCCAGUCCCUCAAUGCGGCUUAUGCAACUUCAGGACCAAUGUACCUGAGUGACAAUGAGGUUGGCAUGACAGACCACAUCCCAAAGAGUGGUGGGACGAUGACGACUAUGGGGAGACAAAGGGUGACCUACGGCUCAAGGAGCAGCAACAGUGGAGGCGUGGCAGCCAGCACCCCCAACAUUGCCACCUCAGUGCCCACAAAUCCAUUGCUGCCUGGCGGGAUGAUAAGCGGCGAUGCACUUGCUUUUGGGGACCACCAUAUGUCCUCCACUGUGCCCCACUCUCUGAGACAGGCCAGGGAUAACACCAUACUGGACCUACAGGCCCAACUCAAGGAGGUAUUGCGUGAGAACGAACUGCUGCUCAGAGAGGUUGAAAUGAAGGAGAGCAAACUAAGCUCCUCCAUGAAUUCCAUCAAAACCUUCUGGAGCCCCGAGCUGAAGAAGGAACGAGCUCUGCGGAAAGAUGAGGUGUCCAAGAUCUCUGUGUGGAAGGAACAAUACCGCAUCAUUCAGGACGAAACACAGCAUCUCCAGAUGACUGUGCAGGCCCUCCAGGAUGAGCUCCGGGUCCAGAGGGAUCUCAACCAGCUGCUCCAGCAGGACCCAGCCCUCCAUGGCCGGGACCUGGCCCUGGUGGCGGAGCCCACCGAGGAGAACUACCGCCGGCUGCACACGGAGCACGAGCGGCAGGCCAAGGAGCUCUUCCUGCUGAGGAAGACCCUGGAGGAGAUGGAGCUGAGGAUCGACACCCAGAAGCAGACCAUGAGUGCCAGGGACGAGUCCAUCAAGAAGCUCCUUGAGAUGCUGCAGAGCAAAGGUCCAUCCGCCAAAGUCUCCGAGGAGGACCAGGAGCGGACCAGGAGGCUGGCGGAUGCAGAGAUGCACAGACACCACCUAGAGAGUCUGCUGGAGCAGAGAGACCGAGAGGUCUGCGCUCUGAGGGAGGAGUUACACCGGCGCUACGAGGGGACCCCCGAGUCCACCAAGACCAAGGCCCUCCAGACGGUCAUCGACAUGAAGGAUGCUAAGCUGAUCUCCAUGGAGCGCAAUCUGCGGGACAUGGAGGAGGAGAUGCUGAUGCUGAAGUCCAACGGCUUGCUGAGCUGCGAGGAGCGCCAGGAGGAGAUGAAGCAGAUGGAGGUCUACCGCAGCCACACCAAGUUCAUGAAGAAUAAGAUGGAGCAGGUGAAGCAGGACCUGUCCAGGAAGGACACAGAGAUGCUGGGCCUGCAGACCAAGCUGGAGACCCUCACCAAUCAGUUCUCAGACAGCAAGCAGCACAUUGAGGUGCUCAAGGAGUCGCUGACCGCCAAGGAGCAGAGGGCUGCCAUCCUGCAGACAGAGGUGGACGCCCUCCGCCUACGUCUGGAGGAGAAGGAAGCCACGCUCAACAAGAAGACCAAGCAGAUCCAGGAGACGUCCGAGGAGAAGGGCACCCUGAACGGGGAGAUCCACGACCUCAAGGACAUGCUGGAGGUGAAGGAGCGCAAGGUCAAUGUCCUACAGAAGAAGAUUGAGAACCUGCAGGAGCAGCUUCGGGACAAGGAGAAGCAGAUGGGCAGCCUGAAAGAGAGGGUCAAGUCUCUGCAGGCAGAUACCUCCAACACAGACACCGCCCUCACCACGUUGGAGGAAUCCCUUGCUGAGAAGGAGCGUAUCAUCGAGCGGCUGAAGGAGCAGAGAGACCGGGACGACCGGGAGAAAGGUGAAGAGCUUGACUGCAACAAGAAGGAGCUGAAGGAGUUGAAGGAGAGGGUGAGCGUGCUCCAAGGAGACCUGUCAGACAGAGAGACCUCUCUGCUGGACCUGAAGGAACAUGCCUCAUCACUGGCCUCCUCUGGGCUGAAGAAGGAUUCCAAGCUGAAGAGUCUAGAGAUCAAUCUGGAGCAGAAGAAGGAGGAAUGUCACAAACUGGAGAGCCAGUUUAAGAGGGCCAAGAACGCUGCCCUGGAGGCCCUGGCCAACACGGAGCUGGCCGAGCGCAUCAGCUGCCUGGAGGAGGAGGUGGCCCGCCACAAGGAGGACUCAGGGAAGGCGCAGGCCGAGGUGGACCGCCUGCUCGACAUCCUGAGGGAGAUGGAGAACGAGAAGAACGACAAGGACAAGAAGAUCAACGAGCUGGAGAAUCUGGCCUCCAGGCAGAUGAAGGACCAGUCCAAGAAGGUGGCGUCGCUGAAGCACAAGGAGCAGGUGGAGAAGAGCCGCAACGCCCGACUCAUGGAGGAGGCGCGCAAGAGGGAGGACAACAUGUCGGAGAGCUCCCAACAGGUCAAGGACUCCCUGCGGCACAAGGCGGAGCGCAUCGAGGAGCUGGAGGAGGCUCUGAGGGAGAGCGUGCAGAUCACGGCGGAGAGGGAGAUGGUGCUGGCCCAGGAGGAGUCCGCCCGCUCCCUGCAGGAUAAGAGGAUGGAGGAACUCCUGGGGGCCAUGGAUAAGGUGAAGCAUGAGCUGGAUUCCAUGAGGGCCAAGCUGGCCUCCACCCAGCAGUCCCUGUGUGAGAAGGAGACCCACUUGACCACCCUGCGAGCCGAGCGCCGGAAACACCUAGAGGAGGUGCUGGAGAUGAAACAGGAGGCGCUGUUGGCUACCAUUAGCGAGAAGGACGCUCACAUCGCGCUGCUAGAGCUGUCCUCCUCCAAGAAGAAGAAGACUCAGGACGAGGUGGCGCAGAUGAAAAGGGAGAAGGACCGGCUGGUGCAGCAGCUCAAACAGCAGACUCAGAAUCGAAUGAAGCUUAUGGCAGAUAACUAUGACGAUGACCAUUUGAAGACGGCCCCUGAUCAGACCAAUCACAAACCUUCUCCUGAUCAGAUGAUCCCCCCUCUGUUAGCCCUCGCCCAGAACCGCAGUAAACUCAAGCUCUACAUCGCCCACCUGACCGACCUGUGCCACGACCGCGACCCCAGCAUCCUCAGCCAGCUCACCCCGCCCUCCCACUAUCACCAUGCUGACCCCCCAGCAUGGGAGGAGGAGCUGAAGAAGAUGACCCUCGACCAGCUGGAGGGGGAGCUGGAGGUCUGCGAGAGGGAGAGCGGGGAGCUCCAGGAGUACGCCAACGUGGUUCUGCAGCAGAUCGCCGACUACUGUCCUGACAUCCUGGAGCAGGUCGUCAACGCACUCGAAGAGUCGUGCUGACCUCUAGACCCCGAUCCCUGCCCACCUCCUUCAGGCUUCAGAUAAACCCUUGAGCUCAGUCCCUAGCACAGCGGUAGUCGACGGAGCUGUCCCAUGUCAACCGGGGCCCGGUGUGGGGUGGAAAGCGAUGAUCAUCCAAAAGCCUGGACAUGUCUUUCCUCUCCUGGGUCUCCUGAGUGUUUCUGAUUAUUAUCUACAUUUAGAUGAAGAACUUGGAGGCUAAUCUAGGUUCUGGGUUCCCGUCUUCAUACACCUCGCCUCCACUGUUCCUCUCGUUAUGAUGGAUGAUGGCGUUAAUGUUGAGCACAAUUGUUUUGAGGCAUGCGGUGUUGUCCACGGUCAGAGUAGAUAACGGAAACCUUUAGGUCCUAGGGGAGACCUCUAGAUAAGAAGAGGGAAGAUCUGGGCUGAUUCUUGGAGUAUUGAUGCUUGAGGCUUUUGUAUUUAAUCUUUUUUUAAUAGUUAAUUUCAAUUAUUUUCCUGUGUUCCUAAAGUAUUACAUCGGAAGCAGGGGCUGUUCAUCGUAAUUUAUACUAUCUGUCGAGACUAGUCAGGAGUCAAGAUAUUCUUAGAUGAUCAUUUAAACACUGAAACACACAAAUCUAUGCUUUAAACCAAAAACAAGUAUGUUUUCCAAAUGUCCCCUUGUGAUAUUUGGAUCUUUUUCUUGCCAGAAUUAUAUUUAAGUUAACUGGAGUUUUGGGUUUGGGCUCAGUUAAAAGCAACACUACAGACCAGGGGCGUCCAGGGGUGUGUUGGGACAGCAGUCUCGCCACUGUAGCCCCCUCUCUCUCUCUGCACGCCCAUGCUACAGAACACAUGAAGCCCAGACUAGAUUUAAAAGAGGGAAGAAAAUCAGAGCGAGGCUGUAGCUCUGCACUAAAUGUCACUAAAUAAAGAUUUUACUCCAGAAGUUUUUGCACACAAUGUCCAUGUGUUUUAUGAGGUAUGCAACGUUGUUGAGUCCCAGUGGCCUUGGAGCAUGCACAGUGAUCUGUUGUGGACCUUAUGCAGGGAUGUGUAGUCCUCUGUACCAGCGGUGCUAAGGCAUGAUGGAAGAGUAUGUUUUUCCAUCCAACCUAGUAACCGUUUGACCACAAUUCCUAAGUGUUUUUUGUAUGGACCCCACUUAAAAGCCCUAGUUUUUUGUUUUUAUUUGAAUUUGUGAAAAGGCGAGGGAUGUUGUUCCCGUUAUGGUUUUCCUCCCUAAUCAUGUGUAGGUUCCAGUUUGGGGUUCUUUCUUGUAUUUCCAGAAAAAUGGUUGACCUUAUUACCACCAGGGAUUCGUACUGUUUAAUCUUCAGGGCUCAUGUUUUGAUUGUGCUUUGGCAUUUACAGCUCAUGUAAGUCCGUUUUUGGCAGAUUUUGAAUUUUUAGAUCAGUUUGUAAAUAACUUGAUAAUUAACACGUUAAGUGACUGGAUAUAGAUGAUUUAGUGGAAGAUUUGCAUUUAAAAAAACAUAUAUAUGACAAGUUAAAAGCGGUGCAGUUGUCUUUUUUGUUUGUAUAAUUUUGUCUUCAAGACAGAAUGUGUGACAGUACUGCCAUAAAUUGCAGAAGUCAUGAUCUAUAGAUAUACAUAUAUAAAAAUGUUAACCAUAUGAAUAUGCAUUGAAUGUUUGCACAGAAUCCUGAGGAGUGAGUUGCUCUCAAUAAAAUGGCUGUCAAGUGUUGAGAGAAAAUGUGUCAAAAUACAACCUUUUGUGUCAAUACGUGAACUGCAGAUGUUUCGAACCGUGAUUAUGUGAUGGAAAAGUAGUUUUCGUGCAUUAUCCUCUAAGUUAUACAUUACCCCAAAAUAUAUUUUUAGUUUGUUCGUAUUCCAAUCUUUUUCCUGACCCUAGUGUUAUAUUUGAGAAGGCUGUACAAAAAAUAAGUGUCUAGUGUGGCCUGUCUAAGGAAUGGAGGUUGUGUAAGAUGCAUAUUGGUCCAAGUUCUAAAUGUAUUGAAAGAUGUAAGAGUCUAAUGUUUCAUAAUUCAUGAGGACGACAAUAAUUGACCCAACCACAUCACUGGUCUGGCCAAAGUUUGUCAGCCGGGUUAGAUUUAACCUUCAUUACACACCUUCAAAAAUAAUAACGCUUCUUUGUUAGGCCUUCAUUUUCCUGCCCAAGCCUUAACUGUUGCCUCAUUGUCAUGUCGUUUUGUUGAUGUCUACGUUUGUAAGAGAAAUGUACUGCCUUCUGUUUGUGUUAUGAAAUCAAACCAUGUAAAAAGAAAGCUAAAGACAUGUUUGAGUAUUUUCAUUUUGUAUGUAUGUAAAUAAAUAUAUCUUAUCA
Gadus macrocephalus (Pacific cod) is the source of this 6062-nucleotide messenger RNA. RefSeq names its product ELKS/Rab6-interacting/CAST family member 1-like. The transcript has 21 exons. NCBI's taxonomy places the organism in Eukaryota, Metazoa, Chordata, Actinopteri, Gadiformes, Gadidae. Gene Ontology annotation, molecular function: structural constituent of presynaptic active zone. The coding region runs from base 442 to 3783 and encodes 1113 amino acids. The record is from RefSeq and is a predicted model, not a curated record. Gene Ontology annotation, cellular component: cytoskeleton of presynaptic active zone. Gene Ontology annotation, biological process: regulation of synaptic plasticity; neuromuscular synaptic transmission; maintenance of presynaptic active zone structure.